Messenger RNA from Dalotia coriaria, 1272 nucleotides. RefSeq names its product DNA repair protein complementing XP-A cells homolog Xpac (gene Xpac). The coding region runs from base 273 to 1058 and encodes 261 amino acids. The record is from RefSeq and is a predicted model, not a curated record. Gene Ontology annotation, molecular function: damaged DNA binding. The transcript has 3 exons. Gene Ontology annotation, biological process: nucleotide-excision repair involved in interstrand cross-link repair; nucleotide-excision repair, DNA damage recognition; base-excision repair. NCBI's taxonomy places the organism in Eukaryota, Metazoa, Arthropoda, Insecta, Coleoptera, Staphylinidae. Gene Ontology annotation, cellular component: nucleotide-excision repair factor 1 complex.
GAAGCAAGAAACAUUAAAUGUAAUAUCAUUUGAUGUAGCCAAAGUAUACUUUAACAAGAAAACAGAAAUUAUUAGUAUGGUUUGUUUUCUUGUUUUGAAAAUCUAGACACUGAAAUGUCAAAAGUGCCAAUUCCAUCACCAAAGUUAACCAAGCAAGUUGCGCUAUUGUCUGUAUUUGUUGUGUUUGUCGUUCAAACUAUUAAUCAGAACCAUUAAUAUCAAUCGGGAUUAGUAAUAACUGAUAACAAGUAAAAGAAAGUAUUUGAAUUUCAAUGGAUCAAAUGGAAUUAACUCAGGAACAAAAAAACCGCAUUGAAAAGAAUCGACAAAAAGCGCUUCUUCUGAAGAAAAGCAAAUUAGUAUCUCAUCCUUAUGCAAAAACAUGUGAUGCUGUUUCAAUUGAUAAAGCAAUCAUCAAAGUAGGAGCCACAAAAUACAAGGACACUGGUGGAGGCUUCCUUCUGGAAGAGGAACCUGAUCAUAUUGAAGAACCACCGGUUUUCAUUGUACAAGAGCCACCAUUAUUGGAAGAACACCGCCCAACAUGCGAUCGCUGCGAAAAGAAGUUUGCUACCUCCUGGCUCUUCGAAACAUACGACUGCAAAGUGUGCGACGCAUGCAAAGAUCCUGAAAUUCACCGACUCAUCACCAAAACCGAAGCAAUGAAAGAGUACCUACUGAAAGAUUGCGAUCUUGAUCGCAGAGAACCCCCACUGAAAUUCAUCACGAAAAAAAACCCGCAUCACAAUAGUUGGGGAGAAAUGAAGCUAUAUCUACAGAUACAAGUUGAAGAUAGAGCAUUAGAAGUGUGGGGAACUGAAGAGAAGCUUGAAGAAGAAAUUAAAAAACGAGAAGAGAAGAAGGUGGCAACUAAAACCAAGAAGUAUCAUAAGCAGAUGAAGGAAUUGCGGAUGAAUAUGCGCAGCAGUUUGUAUGAUAAGACCACAGCUGCGUCACAUACGCACGAGUUUGGUCCAGAGAGCUAUAAUGAAGACGAGGAUAAUUAUACUCACACUUGUAUUACUUGUAAAUAUGUUGAAACAUUCGAGAAAAUGUAAAUCGUCAAAUCAUCAAAUGUAAAUGCUCAUAACUUGUUUUAAAGAUAGUUUUGUUAAUGUUUCAUCAUGUGUGUUUUAAACAUUGUGGUUUUUAUACAAUUUUAGUGUUUAAUUAUUUGAUAUUAUAUUACAUAUUUAAUAAUACUGCAUGGAGCACACAAUUUCAUCAAAUCUAUUAAUGUUAAGAAAUAAAUAUUAAAAAUGUCACAUUACA